UUAGUAGCUUGAUCUGUGUCGCCCUCUGCGCCUUCCUCUCUCCUCCUGCUCUCCACCGCAUCCUUGUCUAACAUCCCUCGACGUUCCUUAGCUUCGCUUCUUCACGGCUUUCCUUUGUCCUACGACUCCUUUGCGAAUACUAACAGAACGCAAAAUCUAAAAGAAAAUUUAAAAAAAAAAGCUGUGGACUGUCUCGAUUAACUUAUUAACACUACGACUAUUGUUGAUCGCUCGUCUCCUUAUUUGAAAAAGAUAAAAAAUAAAAAACUAUAAUUAACUUCGAUAUUUUUAGAAGAAUUUCAAUACCAGUGUCAGUCACCGUGGUCCACCGAGAUACUUUCAAAAAAGUUGAACCGCCUUUGUCUGAGUUUAAAACAUAAACAGUUGUUGCGAUUUUAAGCAGAAGGCAACCCGUCUGCAGUCGACAGACUAACUUCCGCUUCCAGUGUUAUGAGAAUCGUCCCAAACCUUGUAAACUACUGUUAGACACUUCCUGUGUUAUCUGUGAUAUUAAUACUGGUCUGAUUCCCUUUGGACUGUCAUCAUCGCCUCCUUCUGCAUCAGGCUACAGAAUUAUCACGUCUGAGAAAAAGGACAAAAAGUGUGUUUUUAUGUCAUUACCAUCAAAGUGCAACAAACUUGACCUUUAGUCCAUUUGAUCGAUCAUCCGAAGUUUCAAUCUUCAAUCAUUAAAGCAAAAAUAUAAAAAAAAAAGUUAGUGACAAGGAAGUACAACUCUAUCUCCGAAAGUGCGAAUUUUCGAACUACGAAUAAAAAUCCACGGCAUAAGAACAAAGACUAGAUAGAAGCAGCCUCAACGUGUGCUGUAGGAAGAAAAUACCAUAAAAUAUACCAUUCCACUUCUUCAACAUUCAGUCAGUCACCCGUGACGGAACCGACCUCAGGAAAAAUACCCGCCCUUGGGCGUAGGAGCCACUGCCAGAACAGCUCGCGUUAAGAAUCAAACAGUCUACGGUAGUUCGUUAAGAAGAAAUUGAACCUGAAAUUGUGCUUAGUGAGAAAACUUCAUUGGACAUUCCCUCUCAUUCUAUAAGAAGUGUGGCACCAGUAGACGAUACAUACACAGGGCACCUAAAAGGGUUUAGGUCAAAGUGAACUUAUCCGAAGGAUCUUAGGAAUAGAAGCAAAGAACACAGCGAUAAAGGACACUUACUGAGCCUACAAAAAGUUCGUGGGCAUUCAAGUUACGACGUAGGUAACGUAGGACCUUCGAGAUAAGGUGUCGCCCUGCACUGCCCUCCAAGAGAAGGGUCAAUAAGAAUCCUAGGGAUAAGGUCCUAGAAAACUGCGUUAAAGAAAAUUAUAUCAAAAGGAUCUUCAGGAUAAAGAAACUCAGAGCCUUACAGUAAGCGGAGGGACAUCUAAGGAUCGAUCAUCGGGAUAAAAUAAAAGUCCUACAGUCUUACGUUACGCCGAAGGAUAUCUUAGGACCCUCAGGAUGCUGUCCCUACAGGAGCUUCGCGAAUCGCUCAAAUUGGCCGAGCAAAUGGCUCGCCUGUCCCUGACGUCGGGGCAGGACCGCCAGGAUGCCAAUGCCCAGGACAAGGAGCAGAAGCAGGGGUCCGUUCCGUACGUGCCCCCGAAACAGCUACUUCUCUAUCUCGUCAGGAUGGGAAGUUUUACGUCCAAGCCGAGGGUAGAGAGCGAGGAAAGCCAGGAUGAUCACGUGGUGGUGCCCAAGGACUUGGAUGGCCCGGCCCUUCUCGAAUGGGUACGGGAGCCCAUCAGGCACCUUCCAGCCCUACUGCCGCGCACCUACCGAAAGACGCCCGCCUACGGUGAAGUCGAGUCCCCUUCGAUCUCUGCUGGCGGCACCUUUAGAGUCAUGCAGUGGAAUAUCCUGGCGCAAGCAUUGGGGACACAUGCUGACAAUUUCGUGAUGUGCCCAGCCAAGGCUUUGGAGUGGAACACCCGAAGAUACAGAAUCUUGGAAGAGAUCGUUACUCAUAUGCCCCAUGUCAUAUGCCUUCAGGAGGUUGAUCACUAUGAUGUUAUGGAACGUGUAUUGGUCAGUCAGGGAUAUAAAGGAGUGUUUAUGCCAAAGCCAGAGUCUCCUUGUCUCUUUUUGCCAAACAACAAUGGGCCAGAUGGCUGUGCUGUCUUCUGGGAUGACUCAAAGUUUAAGCUCAUUAGGAAAGAAACACGUGUUGUGGAAGUUUGGCAUGUCCAGAGCAACCAGGUUGCAAUACUACUGAUCCUUGAGGAAAGAUCAACUGAAAAACAAAUAGCAGUAUUGACUACACAUCUUAAGGCACGCCAGGGAGCAUUGUUAUCAAGUCUUCGAAAUGAGCAAGGGAAGGAUCUGUUGGGCUUUUUAGAUCAACACUGCAAUACCCAUCCAACUAUAGUUUGUGGAGAUUUUAAUGCAGAACCCAGUGAGCCAGUUUAUUCUACCAUGACAGAGGAAACUACAGGUCUAGAUUCAGCUUAUGCAGUUCUGAAUGGUGGAGAAGAACCUUCUUAUUCUACUUGGAAAAUCAGAGAAUCUGGAGAAUGUUGCCAUAACAUUGACUAUAUCUUUUACACACCAAGUAGCCUUUGUGUUGAGGGAGGUUUUGAUGCUCCUACAGAAGAUGACCUAGGACCGUGCCGUGCUCCAAGUUUUGCUUACCCUUCAGAUCAUUUCUCUCUCAUCUGUGAUUUCUCUCUUCAACCAGAGAGGCAUCUUAUCCAUGGAAGUGAUAACAAUAGUACUGUUUCGGAUGAUGAAAGCAAUCUUCCCAGAGUUCUAGACAAUCAUGCAAGCAAUAUUUGUAACUCAAAGCAAUUGUCAUGAUCUUUCCACUUUUAAGUACAGGUAUAAUUGCUGUUUUAUAUACAACUGUAAUUACAGUACAUUUCUUCAACAGUAUAUAAGAUAUUACAUUCAUGAUUCUGAAUAUUUUCUAACUUUUAGAUGUAUAUUUUAUUUAUAAGUAAAUUAUUUUAUUAUCAUACUUCCUCAGUGUUAGCAAGAGAAUAUUUCUUGUGAAUAAAGAAAAAUAAUAGUUUUUUGUCAAUUUACAAAUGAACAAGUAGUUUAGUUAUGUGUUCAGGGCAUUAUAUAGUUUUAGUUAGUCAACAUAAUUUUACCUUGUUAAUAGGGGCACUUAGGAAAAAAUUUAAGUGAUAUAUUGGAAUUGGAAUUAAAUGAAGCACUAUUAAUGAAAAGGUAUAAGUGGAACAUAAUGAAAAUAGCUUAUGAUCUUUCGAACCUUUCAAGUUAUUACAGGUAUACAUACAUACCUACAUUACCUAUAUACUGUAUUAUUUUCUGUUGUGUUUGCUUUAGGGCAUGGUUAUAUAAAACAAUUUAUUUUAUUUUUAUGACUAAAGUAAUUGCUAGUAUUUAUAGGUUUAUCCAAUUGUGUUUUUAAAGGUACUUAUGAAGAUUUGUAUCUGUUUUGUGUAUGUUUUAAUGACUGGAACUACUAUAGUUUACAGUGAUAUGUAGUACACAAUAUUGGCUAGAUGGAAGUGAUGGAUUAUAUAGACUCAUAUUUCCAUUUAGUGAUUAUUUUAUUGUCUUUUAAUGUGUUUCUGUGAAUAUGCUUGCUGAAAAUAUGAAUAAUCUGAAAUAUAAAAUACCUUUUGAUAUGUAAGAAAUCCAGAGUAUAAUUUUGGUUAUUAAAUAAAAUUAGGUAUAAUUAGUUUUCAUUAGAGAAUUAUCAUCUAUAUUUGAGUACAAUGUAAUGAUAAAUGAUUCAUAGGUCAUAGUACUAAGUCUUUUUACAUUUACAAGUACUAUAUGUGCAAUACUAAAAAUGCUGUGAGGAGGUCCAGGACUUCAUGCACGCUCAUGACUAUAACGUCCGAAUUUAAUAAUAUUGUACUGUGAUUCAAAUGUACUUUAAUAUUCACAUGUUCAUUGGAAAUUUUGUUGAUCCAUUGUCAUAUUUCACUGUACAUAUGUACACUUGACACUUCACUACAGCUUGCAUCUUAAGUGUGUCGAUUUUGUAUACCUCAUUGUGUUAGUAACUGAGUAGUAUAUAGGAUUAGUAUGUGAAUAGUGGCAUUUGCUUUCUCUAUAGUAUAGAGUAGAAUCAUAAAUCAUGUCCAGCACUACCCCAUAUAGUAAAGAAAUCUUUUGUGAUUUUUUUAUAUAAUUUCAUGAGAAUCUUUUAAGUAUUUUAAGAAAGGAAGAGCUUUUGUUUCAGAACAUACUUGUUCAUGUACUAAUUACAAUUUAUAUGUACAAGGAGAAUUGAAGUGGUUUGUAGCUCACCAUUUUUAAAGGAUUUGCACACCAGUGAUAAUGAUUAUACAGUUUAUGCUGGAAAUUUCUUGAAAUAUUUUGGUGUAAUUGCAUUAGUGAGGCUUUGUUCAUAUUUGCUUUUUCACUGAGAGAAGUAAGUAAUGUGGAACUGAAUGAGGCAGGAAAUUGCCAGUUUCAGGUCAGAUGUCAUUCAACGAGAUAUGUAAUAUAUCAGGUUUGUUAAAUCAUGUUUAUGAUCUGGAGUGUACCUGAUAGAACUCAAAAUGUGCAUAGAGCAGUAGUAUUUAUUUUUUGAAAUUUAAAAUAUUUUUUGACUCAACAUCCAUGAUACAGUUGUAAAUUAUUUUUUUUAAAUGUAUUAUUGUAGGUUGACCAAUACAGUACAAGUGAAAUUUGUUUUUUGGCCCCUGCAGAUAAAACAAACUUUGGAGACUGAUUUUUAUAGAGCAUAUUAUGAACAUAAAGCAAGUUGUAUGUAGUACUUUCUUAAUAUAGCCAGUACUAUACUGUAUACAUAAAGACACCAUUUGUCAGUAUUUUUCAUAGCAGCUAACCAGUGCACUCUGCUGAUGUAAUUUUUACCAUGAUAGCUUUAAAAUUCAAUUUUGAGAGUGAAUUUAUUAUGUUUUUGUGUUUGUGUUUCAUGUUUUAGACUACACUACUAUUUCAAGCAAACCACAAACUAUCCCUUUGCAAGUGACUUCAUCAUUGUCAAAAGGUUAAACACAUUUCAUUAUUUAAACUGCCUUGCAAAUAGUGAUAACUGAUAAGAAGGUUCUGAGUUGGAAAAAAACAGGGUUGGUACUGUUCAUAUGCCUGCAUCAGAUUCUCUCAUUGUAUCCCCUGUGAGGAAGAAUUUUCCAGCAUCUUAUCCCUUGCUUUUACAAGUGCUGUAUCUGCAGACUUUCAGAUCAAAUAAUUUGGUAUCCAGUCGUUAGUGGCUUUGUGUAUUGUACAUUUAGAAUUCUUGGUUAGGAUUUGGUUGAGUAUUUUCCAUGAUUCCACUUAAUGUAUUAGGUCACAGCAUGUGCAUAACAGACUCCGGUAGUGCUUAGUUGGACUGUUUCUAUAGCCUUGAUAAAUUAGUUUGCAUUGACAGAGAUUAUCUCGGAAAUUAAACUUAUAGAAUUAGAAGUGAGGACAUAUUCAUUUCAGUAAGACUACCUCCAGAAAAACACCACUCCUGUGUAUGGUUGAGGUUAUUCAGUGCUGUGGACUUCUGUUGAGAAAUAGAACUAUAGUACACUACUGCAAAAACAUUAUACAACUUGAACUGUAUGUUUGGCAUGUUUUUUUUUUCAAGUAAAAUCCCUGCUAGAAUGUGGAUAAGCCUCCCUAAAAGAGAUAUAGCUUAUUACCAGGCUUAUGUACUCUUACGAGUGUACAAUAUGUGUGCAGACUAUUGAGUACUGAGUCAUCAAUUCCCUGUGCACAAUAAUCAGGAAACCUUUUCUCCACCAGAUAAUAAAUUUGGGUUUACCUAAAGAUGACAUAGUACGUAUUUGUAACAAGAAAAUUACAUGCUUCUAUAAGAACUGUCAUUUAUAGACAUCCAAACAAUGAGCCAAGUUGUAUUAAACCUAGAGUCAGCUGUCUGUUUACACCAUCACUGAAAUUAUCAAAACUCCACAAGUUUGACAAUUUUUUUCUAACGUUUUGUGUGGCUGACACGAGGACAUGUACAGACUUUUCUUUAUGCAUAAGGAACAGUUUCAGUUUUUCAAAGAUGACCUCGUCUGUGUAAAAUUAGAAAGGUUGUUCUACAGCAGAGAAUAACUACCAAGUUCUUCCUUAUGCUUAUUUUCCAGAAUAUAAAUUUCUUGACAAAGAAGGAGAGCUUUCACUUGUAGAAUGAAUCUUUGUCAACAUUUCUUCAAAAUUCUUGAAAGGUAUCUGACUUCCAGAACUUGUUAAGUUUUUGGUUUCUCCAGUUAAUUGUCAUAGGAUGAACAAAAGUGUUUUUAGUUCAUCAAGUUCUUUUCAUAACUUGAAUAAACUUUUAAUUAGACCCUCAGGGAAAGACUGAUCCCCAUUUUCUUGACCAUAUUACAUUGCAGUAGUAAGGCUAAUAAAAUUCAGAUGCGCUAUAAUGGCUCUCCUUUUUACCAUGUUUACAACUCCUAUUAUUAAUAAAGAUAAACUUCAUGGAAUAUUGACUUGAAGAAUUUAAAAACAGUAGAUUAAACUCACUAGUUGGAUUCUUCAUCAUAAAAAAGGCAUUCAUACAUAUCUUUUCAGAUUGAUCACACACAAAUUUAAGCAUUUGGUAUUUGAUAGAUAACCCACAUGUGCCAGUCAUGGUAAACACAAAUAACUAAACAUUUGUUUUUAUAAUUUUCCAUUUUUCAACCAACAAUUAUCAAGUUUUGGAAGCGAAUCCAAUAAAGGAACCUUCAAAAUCUUCAGUGUUUUUGGCUUAUCCAAUCCUCAAAUUUUGUAAGAGUUGCAGCUAAUUUAUGAAUUAAAACUAAUUGUUUGGAUUACUUCUAGAAGAAUUAACUCUGUGGCCUUGCAAGUACAUAAAAAUUAUAGUAAUGAUCCUCAAAUUACAAUAAGGUAGUAGGUAAAAUCUACAGUACCUUUCUUGCAUUUAUGUUAUCAGUCUUUCUUAACUUGGAAUUAUAUAUUUUUUUUAAGCUUAAAAGAAAUACUGAAUUGCACAGAGAGUCAAAGUGCUUUUGCUAGUUCCAUUUAUAGAAUGUCUGCCAAUAGUUAGGUCAUAAUUCAUGGCUUAUGGUAUGAUUUUUGUUGGCUAUAUUUCUCAAGAGGAAGAUGAGUUGGUUGACAGGUACAUUGUGCCAAAGGUACAUUGAAUUCUGGAAUUUGUUUUUCUUGCCAAAACCUCUAGGAAAAAAAUUGGCUUAAGUCAAUUUGUGGGAUAAUGAAAUAUAGAAACUUAAAGUUUGAUUGCAAUUAGACUUGCUUGCAUUUAAUUUUGAUCUCUUCAGUCUCUGUACUGCACAUUCAAAAGGUAGCAAUUAGAUAAUGAUAACAGUACCAAUUACAGUACAGUAUUUCAAAUCUCAAGGUAAACAUAAGCUAUUUAAGAAGUUAAUUUUAACGUUAGCAAUGGAGAGAAUCUGGGAGUCAAUUGCUGGUAAUGUAUAGUGAUUUUAGCGUAGAUUUAAGAAAUUUUUUUUAUUUUGAAAUUUGAUAACAUGAUACAUUUCUGGGCUCAGCCGUGUCGCCCAGUGAAUAGUGCUAAAGCAGACAUAUUUCACUGGGCGACAUGGCUUCCUCGCCCAGAAAGAUUUUUCCUACGUCAAAAUCCCUUUUUUAGAAUGUGGGCUAGGUAUUUAGUAUAUUUACCAGUAUUGUCACUUAUGUUUAUUAUUGUGGAACAACCUUAUUUGAGGGAAGAAGGAAAAACUUGCUUAUCCAUGUUCAGUAUUGUGCACUUCUCCAUUUUUGCUGCCAUUAAUAACCUAGGUGUUGUGACACCAGUUUUAGUAGGUACAUCAGUCAAUCUCCAAAGUUGCACUGGUGAAUAGUUGAUCUGUAGUUUUUGGGACUGGGGACAACUGCUUUUCAUUAGCAUGCAUAAUUUUUUAAUUUCCUUUCUCUCAGUUUGGCUGAAGUCCUAAUCUUAUUAGGUUUGGGCUACUUUUCUGGCCACUGGUUUUCAUGGAAACGUUAUGUUUUCUGCAAACAAUGUAGAAAUUGAACAAAUGGCCAAGCUUUAGAAGUUUUGUGCUAGAUUAUACGUGAAUUAAGAGAUGAGUUGUAUGACAAGGCAUAGUAUUUGAGCUCUUGGAACUUAUGCCUAAAUGACUAGAAUAAUUUGUGGGUACUGUAGUUAAUUCUUGGUUAAAAGUGUCUUUGUAAUGGACCUAUUCCAACUUUACUAUUGACAUAUACAGUACUAUUUGUUUUUUUAGAUAAUAGUUCUCUACAUAAAUCUAAAAUAUUGUUUUAUGAGUAUUAUAUUACUGCUUAAAGAAAGUUAACAAGAUCAAGUUACCUCAAUAGGUUCGUAGUACUUCCUGUAAGAAUUUGAUCCUGGUGAGGGAAAAUUGAUGGAGUUGGACAAGCAUGUGUGAAAAGACUAAAGGGAAUGAAAAACAAGAAAAGUACUAAAAGGCAAAAAGUGCUGCAGAGGAAUACUAAAGUGUUUCUGCAAAUAAUGCUGAUUACAUUUAACUGCACUAAGGCAUCAUUAUUCCCCAUCACUUAGCUGGGUGUUAUGAACAAUAUUUUUGGUCUGGCUAAACUACCUAAUAAGUAAACAGGAACAGAUUUCUAUCUAAAGAGCAUACAGUAUAUAAGAAUUUAAAGAUGAAUCUUGGAAUACUGUAUGUAUGUAGAUGUUACCCCAAUAAGGUUAUUGAAUUCGGAGAAACGUGUGAGUAGGUAAGGGUUAAUACAGUUCAUUUUUAGUUUAUCCAACCAAAAAAGUUUAAGAAGGGGUAAUUUAUCAAAUACGAUUUGAUGUAUGUAUUAAGAUGAACAAUUUUGGGCCAGCCCUUUGACGCUAGAGAACAUUAACUUAGUGGUCAAAUUAAGCUAUUUAUUAAAUAAUAAUAGUACAUUGAUGCUAUAUGCUUCAAUUUUUAUAUAUGUUUAAUAAUUACAUAUGUGGUUAUUUAUAUAUUCACUUUUUGUAUUUUAUGUAAUAAACACUCCAAGAAGAAUUUUGCAUAAAACAUAUCCUUUUUGGUAUCUCACAAUGAAUCUAUGGGUAACUUUACACAUUCCCUUUUCAGUUAUUUUUGUGAGAAAAAACCUACAUAUUUUCAAAGAUGAUGAAUGUCAAUGGAGCAUUCAAAGAGUCCAUUUAUUGUCCGUUAUUUUGACUUACACAUUACAGCCUUCUUAAGACUUACAAAGAUAUUCAUGUUUUUUAUUUGAGGAAGGGUUAAUUAAUAUUCUGUAAAGUUCAUGUAUACUAUAUAUGGUAAGUAUUAACAAAAGUGAAUGAACUACUGUUUUAAAAUCUUUUUCAAAAAGCCAUAGUACUUCAAUUUUAAGUUGAGAAUGCAUUACAUACUUAUUAGUAAAAUGUUGGAAGCAAAAUUUACCUAAUCCAUAAAUAGCUUUCAUUUUAUUUCUAACUAGCCUCAUUCAUUUAAAAAUUUCUGAUAUCCUUUUAGUGUUCAUGUUUCAAUGAUUGGCCUCCUUGGAAGGCUAGUGUAUUACUCUACAAUUAUUAAAAUAAUAUAAGUGAACUUAGGCAAGAGGGUUCUUUUGCCUGUGCUCUGUACUUCAAAAUAGUACAUAGACUGUUAUGAGAUUUAGAUUUCUGAAGUGUAGAGUUAUUUGCAUGAAAAAUCUCAUUCUUGGGAUUUUUUAAUGCCUGUGUCUUUUAAUCUCAUUAAUUUUAUAUCUUAGCUGAUGUGCAAAACCUUAUGACUAUCAGCAUAGGUUUGAAAGAAUUUUGUAUUACAUAAUUUAUUAUAUGACAGUUCUAAAAAAAGCUACCAACUCAUAAUAUUAUAUGACUGUUCUAAAAAAAGCUACAAACCCAUAAAUAUAUCCUUGCACAAAAAAGUAACUUUUGAUGCAAAAAUCAAAGAAAUGUCAAACUUUAGAUGUCCUUUUGAUUCAGCUCAUACUGUACUUUAUUGAGGAUUGUAGUAUUUAACCUGAGUGUACUGCUUAAAUGGGUGUGCUGUGUAUAGGUUGUAUUUAAAUAUGUUUAAAUGGACCAAGACCCUCAAUCUUUUCAAAUGGUGCUAAAUAGAGCUUGAUGUUAGUGAGUACAGUAUUGUGGUUUAUGUCUCAAAAUGCUGAUCCAGUGUAGUUUGCCCUGUAUUAUUUUCAAGAGGAAUACAAAUUUCUAGACUCUAAAAACAAAAAGGCAGAAGUAAAAAGAUGACAAAUUAAAAAAGAAAAAAAUAGUAAAUUGAUAAAGCAAAAAAGGCUAAGAACUAAAGAUUAAACAUUUGAAAUACAUGUAAUAACCAUUGGAUAUUCCAGGGAAAUCAUUCCAUUGCUAUGUACUUCAAAAUUAAUUGCGUGAAAAUAUUUGAAACGAAAAAGAUUGGUUCUUAUUUAUAUUCUCAGGUUGUUUGGUACUUUGUUAUGUUAUCAUUGCCUGGUUUUUCUGUAAGUACUGUGUUGACCUAUUGUGUUUGUCUUUAAGGAAAAUCUUUCAGUGUUUAAUUUUCUAUAAAUAAGCAUAGAUAAUAUUACUUUUGGUAUAGCCUAAAAUUGUUAAUACAGUACAGAACUGCUGUACUUCCUCAUAAAUAAUCUUUAUUAUAUAAAUACUCUCAUGUUUAAGUAUAAUCAAUGAUACUGUAUUCUGUAAUGUACGGUACGUAUUGCAAAUAUAUGAAGUACAUGUAGCUCAUACUUUCAAGUAAGUAAUCAGUAUUUAUUCAUUGCAGUUAUGAAUUAAUUUCUAUGAAAUCUCAACGUACAUUAGGUAACUUGUAAAGAGGUUUAAUGUAUACUUUCAUGUUUAUUAGUAAUUUUAAUAGAACUUUAGUUACUGUAUGUAAAUUGUACACUGUAGAGGUUUAUAUUAUGUUGCUGUGACUCCAUAAGUUUAUAUUAUGAUUAAAUAAAAUGCCUUUGUAAAAUAAAGCUUUAAAGAUGUU
Molecule: messenger RNA, 10761 nt
Organism: Macrobrachium nipponense
Lineage: Eukaryota; Metazoa; Arthropoda; Malacostraca; Decapoda; Palaemonidae
Product: nocturnin-like
Exons: 5
Coding region: 1460-2797 (445 amino acids)
Molecular function (GO): 3'-5'-RNA exonuclease activity
Source: RefSeq, a predicted model, not a curated record